Phascolarctos cinereus (koala) is the source of this 2161-nucleotide messenger RNA. RefSeq names its product RALY RNA binding protein like (gene RALYL). The record is from RefSeq and is a predicted model, not a curated record. Gene Ontology annotation, cellular component: nucleus. NCBI's taxonomy places the organism in Eukaryota, Metazoa, Chordata, Mammalia, Diprotodontia, Phascolarctidae. Gene Ontology annotation, molecular function: RNA binding.
CUUUUUUUUUUUUGUCCUUUUUUUUUUUGGUUUUGUUUUUUUGGUUUUUUCUUCUUCUUUUUUUUUCCACCUCUGAUUAUUGUUUAAAUUGGGAAACCUGGAGGAGCAUGGUUUUGAGCCUUUUCCUAAAUACAAGUUUUUAUAGCAUGCGAUGGUAUUGUAGACAAGGCGCUGUGUCUGGGAGUCAGUGGCCACUGUGCCGCUGGGAGAGACUCCCAAGUCCAGCAAAAUAUGCAACUGGUUUUAUGGAAAAACGAUGUGAAGUGUAAUGCCUAUUUUUUCCAUGUUAAAAAAGCAUGUUUCUAACUCUUUUUGCAGACUAUUUUUUCCGAUGUUAUUUUUGUAUAGGUGGGAUUUGCGAAUGCAUUUUACGGCAGUGUUUACAAGUUUGUGGUCUUGCAAUACUGGUGCAAGCCACUGAGCACAAGACGUUAAUUUUAUUUUUGUUUCCUUUUUGAAGAUGACAACAAACCGUUUUUUCCCCCUUCCGUUUUUGAUGUCCUUUUAUAAUGUGAAACUUUUCUUGCAGCCGGUUACUGGGAUCAUUUUUUAAGCAAAAUACUUUUUCCCCCCUUUAAAUUCACCAUGACUUUUGCACAUUUCACUUUUUUAUUAAAAAAAAACCGAGAUAAUUUUAUGAUAGAUAUCCCUAUAUCUAUUUAAUCCCUCCUUCCUCUCCCCCCCCCCCCCCCCAUAAAUUUUCAAAUGAUGGCAGUGGAAGGUUUUUCUGGAAAAAAAAAAGAAGUGCGGUUUGGUUUCCUUGUCAACGGAAGAUGAAGUGAACAACUGAGCAUCUCCCAGUGCAGAUACAGAAAGUAAGAACUGAAGCCAAAAUUAGACCAUUUGUUUCCCAGUCCUCUGCUGAAACCAUUGAACUACUCUGUCUCCUAGCAAUAGAAUGCCCACAGGGUUAAAACAACGUGAGACAACCAUGACUGGCAAAACACAGACCAGCAACGUCACUAAUAAGAAUGAUCCCAAAUCCAUCAAUUCUCGUGUUUUCAUUGGCAAUCUGAACACAGCCAUUGUCAAAAAAGGUGACAUAGAGGCCAUCUUCGCAAAGUAUGGAAAAAUAGUUGGAUGCUCGGUGCAUAAAGGUUAUGCAUUUGUACAGUAUAUGAGUGAACGACAUGCCAGGGCUGCAGUGGCAGGAGAAAAUGCCAGGAUCAUUGCAGGUCAACCGCUUGAUAUCAACAUGGCUGGAGAACCCAAACCCUAUAGACCCAAACCUGGAAACAAGAGGCCCCUUUCAGCUCUUUACAGACUUGAAUCAAAGGAGCCAUUCCUGUCUGUUGGUGGUUAUGUCUUUGAUUAUGAUUAUUACAGAGAUGACUUCUACAAUCGGUUGUUUGAUUACCACGGGCGUGUCCCCCCACCUCCCCGAGCAGUGAUACCUCUGAAACGUCCCCGUGUGGCUGUGACAGCAACUCGUAGAGGCAAAGGUGUUUUUUCAGUGAAAGGGGGAUCGAAAUCUACAUCAAGUGGGACUUCUUCUUCAGGAUCAAAAUUGAAAUCAGAUGAGUUACAGACAAUCAAGAAAGAAUUAACCCAAAUCAAAACUAAAAUUGACUCCUUGCUAGGGAGACUGGAGAAGAUUGAAAAGCAGCAGAAGGCUGAGGCAGCCGUUUGCUCUUUUCCCUCAGAAGCUCAGAAGAAGCAAAUGGAAGAUAACAUAGAGUUGAACCAAGAGGAAUGUGUGUCAGAGAACGCAGACAACUCUACAGAGGAACCUAUUGAAGGAGGACCAGAUGCAGAUGGAGAUGGAGAAGAGAUGACUGAUGGGAUAGAGGAGGACUUCGAUGAAGAUGGAAGUAAUGAGCUGUUUCUACAGAUAAAGUGAUCUGAAGUCAUAUGUGAUGCCUGUGUAUGAUAAAAGAGAAACUGUGACCACCCUCCCCCAGAAAUGUGAACUGCGGUUUCUUACUGGAUAGCAACAUCCUCGAUCAGAUUUGUAUGAAAAGUCAAGUAAACAAAAUGGACAAUAUUGUUCUACCUUAGAAACUCCAUUUCUUAUAUGUUCUGAGCUGUACAAUUGUCAGUUUUUUAUGGUUUAGAUUGUAACUGUGUUUUGUUUUGUUUUUUUCCUGGCAAAUUAUUGGUCUUUCUUUUUUUUUCAUUUUGAUGUCUUAAAGGCCAGUGUACUGUAUGAUAAUGUGAAGGA